AUGAACGACUUUCCAUAUAUUACGAUAUGUGGGUUAGCCAAUCUCUUCGACUCUCAUAAAUAUGAUGACUGGCAGCCACAUGCCGCCGCCACCGCAGUUAAGUUUGCGAACGAGUUCCUUAGCCACCGGGAAUCCGCCCAGGAUUCUGAGCCCCAAAAUUGUCUCCUGACGGCAGCUACCCUAUGGAUUAGUCAGUGUAUUGGAGUCUGGAAUCAAGUAGUAGCGUAUUCUCGAAAGAAAUACGCCUAG
Messenger RNA from Aspergillus nidulans FGSC A4, 249 nucleotides. RefSeq lists its product as uncharacterized. Lineage: Eukaryota; Fungi; Ascomycota; Eurotiomycetes; Eurotiales; Aspergillaceae. The transcript has 3 exons. Gene Ontology annotation, biological process: nucleoside metabolic process. The record is from RefSeq and is a predicted model, not a curated record. The coding region runs from base 1 to 249 and encodes 82 amino acids. Gene Ontology annotation, molecular function: catalytic activity.